This is a messenger RNA of Lingula anatina, 672 nucleotides long. RefSeq names its product exosome complex component RRP40. Gene Ontology annotation, biological process: U4 snRNA 3'-end processing; nuclear-transcribed mRNA catabolic process, deadenylation-dependent decay; nuclear polyadenylation-dependent rRNA catabolic process. Lineage: Eukaryota; Metazoa; Brachiopoda; Lingulata; Lingulida; Lingulidae. The record is from RefSeq and is a predicted model, not a curated record. Gene Ontology annotation, cellular component: cytoplasmic exosome (RNase complex); nuclear exosome (RNase complex). Gene Ontology annotation, molecular function: RNA binding.
UUUUAGCGUCAUGUUAAGCAAAUGGACCAAAAUAUUUGGUCUACAAAUGGUCGACAAAUAUGUGAAAUAAGCAUCAAUAUUAUUUUAACACACUCCAGCUCAGGUGUUCCCGCUGCUGAGCAUUGUUUCGAUUUGCACAAGACAAGCCUAUUACAAAGUAGUCGGUAUUUCCGCAACAUGGCCGAAGUCGGGAGCGUGGUUUUACCUGGUGACCAAGUGAGACUUAUGAUAAAUACAGAAGAUUCUACCAGGUUUGUGACAGGACCAGGGCUUCGAAGAGAUUCUGAUCAGGUUACAGUAUCUAAAGCUGGGAUCUUAAAAUACAAAGAGCCCAAUAUAUAUUGGGUUGACAGUCGUCAAAAGCGGUACAUUCCAACCAAGGGAAAAAAUGUCAUUGGUAUUGUAACUAUGAAAGCAGGUGAUGUAUUCAGAGUGGACAUUGGAGGAAGUGAACAAGCAUCGUUGUCAUACCUAUCAUUUGAAGGUGCCACAAAAAGAAACAGACCAGACGUGAAAAUAGGUGACUUGGUGUUUGGCAGGUUGCUGGUGGCCAACAAGGACAUGGAGCCAGAACUGGUGUGUAUUAGCAGUAAUGGCAGGAGUAAUGGCAUGGGAGUGAUCAGAGAUGGUGGUUUCAUGUUCACAGUCCCCCUCAACUUAAUUAGGAAGUGA